Messenger RNA from Selaginella moellendorffii, 1089 nucleotides. RefSeq names its product thylakoid membrane protein slr0575. Bases 43 to 831 code for a protein of 262 amino acids. The transcript is spliced from 9 exons. NCBI's taxonomy places the organism in Eukaryota, Viridiplantae, Streptophyta, Lycopodiopsida, Selaginellales, Selaginellaceae. The record is from RefSeq and is a predicted model, not a curated record.
UCAAGCAAUCUAGGCGCCCUUGUUUGUGUGGUGGUGUUGGCUAUGGCGGCCAUUGGACGAGCGUGUGGAUUUCCGCCGGUCGGGCUUGCGGCGCCGAUCUCUCGCAGGAAUUCCGCGCACUGGAUUGUUACUCGCAGCGGCAAUGGCGCGGCGAUCAGGCGUGUCAUUGUGAGAGCGGCUGGGGUUGAUUUGGAUGCGGCAGCUCCGGCGGCAAGCUCAGGAACCAAGAGCAAGGAAAUUGCUCCUGAUAACAGCUGGUCGAUCACAAAGACAUCUUUUGGAACAAUUGGACUCUUUCUCGGCUCAGGACUUCUCUCAUAUGGUUUUGGCGCAUACUUUACCAUUCUACCAGGAUCAGAAUGGUCCUCGUUGAUGCUAACGUAUGGAUUUCCACUCGCGAUCAUUGGAAUGGCGCUCAAGUAUGCUGAGCUCAAGCCCGUGCCUUGCACAACUUACGCGGAUGCUCUGGCAUUGAGAGAAUCACAAGCGACUCCAAUUCUCAAGCAGGUUAGAGAAGACGUGAUCCGGUAUAGAUACGGAGAUGAGCAGCACCUGGAAGAGGCGCUCAAGAGAAUUUUUCGCUACGGCCAGGGAGGAGGGAUCCAAGCUCGCAAUGGCCCAGUUCUCCAAUCCAUUCGCGAGGAAGUGAGUGACCAAGGCAAGUACACGCUCGUCCUCGUCUUCAAAGCCAAGGCUCUCCAGCUCGAAGAUUUUCUCACUCGUCAAGCCAAAUUCACAUCUUUCUUCGGCCCCGGGGUGACAGCCAACAUUGAAUCGACCGGCGAUAGCGUCUUCGAAGUGAAAUUGAUUGCUGAUGGUGGAACUGUAUAAAGUAAUAAUUAAAUUCAUAUGAAGCUUACAUCGGCCGAAAUUUCAGCACCUAGAGUUGCGAUUCAGGCAAUUCCAGUGCUAUGAAUCAACAGGGGAAAGAAAGUCUCACAAUUCUCGCAAUUUCUCUCCAACCGAGUGAAGUUUACCUUCAAAGAAAAGGAGAAUGGGCAAAGAAACCCUCGCAAAGUUUCUCCUUGAUAGUCGCUUCAUGGGUUUCAUGGAAUGUGAUAAUCUACAGAGAGGAUGUCGUUCGUGUUC